AUGAUUGUUCUGUCCUCAGACCCCCUGUUGCCCGACAAUAUUGAUACGUUGCAAGAACAUAAGGAACAUAUCAAGAAGGAACCAGUUAUGUUUUUGGAACAUUGCAAUGUUCCAAAAGAAGACAAGUUUACCAGAGCCAUCCUUAAAUGUGCCGGCGUCACCUCGUGGACCAAUCUCAUACCCAGUGUCCAGUUCACAGAAAUGUCUCUUACUAGUUGCGGCAUGCACCCCAGUCUGGCGUCCUUUCUGCUCACCGAGGCCAUGGAUCAAGUGAAUGGUCUCACAGAAGAGAUCAUUGAGCUUCAAGAUGAAGAAGAAGACCCCAAGUUUAUGUCCACACCUCCUGUUCCAGUAUCCCCAGAGUUUUGA
Melampsora larici-populina 98AG31 is the source of this 369-nucleotide messenger RNA. RefSeq lists its product as uncharacterized. The transcript is spliced from 2 exons. Bases 1 to 369 code for a protein of 122 amino acids. Lineage: Eukaryota; Fungi; Basidiomycota; Pucciniomycetes; Pucciniales; Melampsoraceae. The record is from RefSeq and is a predicted model, not a curated record.